Molecule: messenger RNA, 947 nt
Organism: Xenia sp. Carnegie-2017
Lineage: Eukaryota; Metazoa; Cnidaria; Anthozoa; Malacalcyonacea; Xeniidae
Exons: 8
Coding region: 228-887 (219 amino acids)
Source: RefSeq, a predicted model, not a curated record
ACUAUAAAAAAGUAUGUCGGAUAACGUUUACAAACAAGGAUUUUCGAAUAUUUAAAACAUUUGGCGACGUUUUACUUAUCUCAAAUAUCUGUCAUGGAUAACACAAGUUAUUUAAAUCAAUGUGACAUCAAAAUUAUUUCGAUACCUGUAAAAUAUCGGCGUUCGUGCUCAUUUGAAAAUCGUUCGUGCUAGAAUCGAAUUUGCCUCAUAGUUGUCAAGACAAGAUAAUGUACAGCUCGCAUUCCAAGUUUAGAGGCAGUUAUGAUCUAGAAUAUGUUUCAAUGCGUAAAAAUUGUGUGUUUCCUAUUGUCCUAACAUGUGGUGACUCCAAGCCAAAAGACUUGGAGUUUUUGGAUGAGUUUAAUGAAGAUUUGAAGGGUAUUCUAGAGAGGGGAGUCCAAGAUGGUGAAAAGGUUCUGACUGUUACAAUAAGGGGCAUUGUUUGUGAUGCUCCUGCAAGAGCACUUGUUAAAGGCUUUUCAACCGUCAAUGAAAUCUUAUCAACAAAUUCUAGAAAUUUGCCGGUGUACAGCGAGCUGAUCUCCCUUGCAGAAAAAGAUUUAUAUGACGGUGAACUAGCACCAGAAAUCCUAAACACAAAGGAUCAUGCAAUAACUUCCACAUCUACUAGAAGGACACCAUCUCAGCGUAGUGAUAUAAGCAACGUCUCUUCACAAGAAAUUCCUACAACUGGCACAAUAAGAGAAAGACAUUCUCAACGAAACAGUGGUGUCUUAGAUGCGUAUGACCUUUCAUCGCACGAAACGCCUUCGACAAGUUUUAUGAGCAUAACACCUGCAGGAAGACGUUCUCAACCAAACAAUGGCUUCCAAAGAUCAGUUCUCACCAAACUGGAAACAUUAAUUGAUAAGCUAGAAGAAACGUAGUCAAUAUUGCGUGCUCUGUUAAGCAAUAAGAAAGGUGUAGACGAGCACGAAAUUUUGAAA